UUAAAGAUGUAUAUAUAAAGAUAACAUACAUGUACCGUUAACAUCCAAACGAAACAUUUUGGUGUGAUAUCAAGGUCUGAAGAUGAAGGUCAUAUUAGUUUUAGUGCUUCUACAUGGAUGUCUGUGUUUUGAGGAUUCAUCCACGUCCCAAUCACACCUUCAAGAGGAAGUAUGUUCAAUACAACACAAGGAAAUGGGCUCAAUUAUGCGUGAAUUCUCGGGGCUUUUGAAGAUAAAGGUAGGAAGAAUGGUAAUUGAUUGGUCAAAGAUGGUUCCACCACCACCACCACCACCACCACUUCCUUACAUUGGACAUGACUAUAUACAAUACAUGCGGAGGAGGAGAAGGAGGUCGUCCGAUCCUUACCCAUUGAUCCCUAUCUUCUACAACAAACACCCUACCAAGCAUACCGAUUGUAACAAAAAAUUCAAUGCUGAAAUCAUAAAGGUUUUUCAAAAAUACCCAUCGUACACGACAAAGCUAAAUCAACGGGAUAUAAUCGCCGUUUUUGGUUCAGACAUGCUCCAAGAGAACACGGAGUUUUUCGCCACAGUUCAACUUGGAGCAGUUUCAUGUGGGGAUGCAUGGAAGGUUUUGAGUGCUCGGAAAUGGGAUGAUCUCAGCUCCUAUCAAAGAGAUCUACUAAACGAUGGAACGUAUUUACAGAACUGUGGUAGUGAUACAACGGUCCUCCAGGAGUGUUUUAAACCACCUGCAAACCGUCAAUCCUCACUCGACAAGUAUGCUACCUGCUCCGACAGAUUAUCGUAUUGUGAAACAUUCCCUGACAAAACACCUGCAAAGCUCGAGAAAAAAAAUCAACGGGAGUUCAAUUCUUGUCUCAACAAUGUGAAAAUUAUAACACCAGAGCCUCUGACAGGACCAGUGGCAUAAUGAGUCCUUUAGAACUAUUGUAGGCAUUUUCCCAGUUCUAAAAAUGGUUCCUGAAAAUACUUGUCAUUGUGUGCAAGAAUUGCACAUUCAACAAGAUCAGUUGAAUAAAAUUCACACAAACGGUCA
This is a messenger RNA of Magallana angulata, 1021 nucleotides long. RefSeq lists its product as uncharacterized. The record is from RefSeq and is a predicted model, not a curated record. NCBI's taxonomy places the organism in Eukaryota, Metazoa, Mollusca, Bivalvia, Ostreida, Ostreidae. The transcript is spliced from 7 exons. Bases 83 to 895 code for a protein of 270 amino acids.